AUGGCGAUGUUCUCAGCUGCUGCUGCUGCUGCUGCUGCGACUGCCCUUGUGGCAGCGGCCUUGUUUCCCCCGGCAACAGCUGUGUCUGCGGGAUCCAGCCAUUCCUGUGCUGUGCUCAGCGAUGCUACCGUCAAGUGCUUCGGCGACAACACGCUGGGGCAGCUGGGCCAACUGGACUCGCUCUCCCGUGGUCUAGAAGCGACAGACAUGGGCGACAACCUCCCCACGGUCCCCCUGGGGACGUUCGAAGCCGCCGCCGUUUACUCCGGAAACGAGUUCAACUGCGCGGUCUCCGUGGACGGGGGCUCCGUGAAAUGCUGGGGGCAGAACGAGGGGGGCCAGCUUGGGCUGGGGGACACGGAGGCCCGCGGCGGCCCCAACGAUGACAUCUUCGAGAUGGGCGAAAACCUUCCCACCGUCGACUUCAGCGGCAACAGCGGCCUCUCCGUGGAGUCCAUGUCCCUGGGGGGCUCCGCGGCAUGCGCGGUGCUGACCGGGGGGUCGGUGCGGUGCUGGGGGGCGAACGAGGUGGGGCAGUUGGGUCUGGGGGACACGGAGAACAGAGGGGAUGAGCCAGACGAGAUGGGGGACGACUUGCCGUUCGUCGACCUCGGCACCGGUUCCGUGGUGUCCUCGGUGGCUGUCGGUGCGAAGCACGCCUGCGCCACGAUGGAAGACGGCACCGUCAAGUGCUGGGGGAACAAUGACGGGGGGCAGCUGGGGUACGAAGACCGGCUUCCCAGGGGCACCGGUGUCGAGAUUGAUGGGAGGGGGGGGAUGGGGGACGCGCUAGCUGCGGUGGACCUCGGCCUGGGCCAGAGGGCGAUUGCCGUUGAGGCUGGCUUCUUCCACACCUGCGCGCUGCUCUACGAGGGCGACGUCAAGUGCUGGGGCUUUGGGUCCAGUGGUCAGCUUGGUCAGGGCAGCAACGCGUCAAUAGGGGACGUCCUGAACACCAUGGGUGAUAACCUUGCCCCGAUAGAUCUCGGAACUGGCCGCACUGCUGUGGCCGUUGCCCUCGGAGGAACGCACACUUGUGCAGGGUGGUGUCCUGGCAGUUGCGCUGUUGCUGAAGCUGUUGUUUGCUCUUUGUGGCUGUUGUAG
Ectocarpus siliculosus is the source of this 1104-nucleotide messenger RNA. The record is from the annotation of a GenBank genome assembly. NCBI's taxonomy places the organism in Eukaryota, Phaeophyceae, Ectocarpales, Ectocarpaceae.